AUGCAGUUCACUCUUGGUGUGGUUUUUACCCUGGUCCUGGCCGCUAUGGUCUCGGCCCAGACGUACACCAGCUGCAACCCACUUCAGAAAAGCUGUCCAGCAGACCCCGCGUUUGGCAAGGCCGGCCAAACCUUUGACUUUACCUCGGGCGCAUCGUCUGCAUUUACUGCAACUGGAAGCGUGACCUUUGAUUCUACCAAUGGCGCAGCGUUCACAAUUGCCAAGCAGGGUGACGGUCCUUUGAUUCAGUCUAACUGGUACAUCAUGUUUGGUAGAGUUGAAUACACUAUCAAGUCUGCGCCUGGUACUGGUAUCGUGAGCAGUGCAGUGCUUCAGUCUGAUGAUCUUGAUGAAAUUGAUUGGGAGUGGCUUGGGGUUGAUAACACCAAGGCCCAGACCAACUACUUUGGCAAAGGAGACACUAGUACCUACAGUCGCGGCGCCUUUAGCGACAAUGCUGGGAACCACGAAUCAUUCCAUACUUACUCUGUGGAUUGGACUAGCGAGGAGAUCGUUUGGGCCAUUGAUGGCAAGACCGUCCGUGUUCUCACCCCAUCUACUGCAGACACAAACCAGUACCCACAGACUCCAAUGAUGAUUAAGGUUGGCGUAUGGGCUGGUGGUGAUCCAAACAAUGCAAAGGGUACCAUUCAAUGGGCAGGUGGUGAGACAGAUUACAGCAAAGGUCCCUUCGUCAUGUACAUGAAGUCACUGAGUGUGACCGACUACUCAACCGGAAGCUCCUAUACCUACAGCGACAAAUCUGGUACCUGGCAAUCCAUCGUUUCAGAUGGAGGCAAGAUCAACGGUAACAGUGCCGCGGAGCCCGUAUCAACCCAGUCUGCCCCAUCCGUCACUGCGACCGUCGACAUUCCCAUCCCAUGGAGUGGAACACACAAGGAAACUUCGUCUUGGGUCACACCCGAUGUUUGGCCUUGGGUCUCCACAGAUUCCCCAUCAGCCACCUCAAAUGGUUUCACUACUUCUGGCUGGGAAUCUAGCUCUGGCCAUGUUCAACCACCCGAUGGGGGUUCCCUGAGUGAGCACUCCCCUCAACCCACUCUCCCAAAGGAAAAAACCACUAAGACUGAAUCCAUGUUGCAGUCUACAUUCCUCUUUACGUCAGUAGCAUCGGCUUCCUGGUCGGAUUCGUUUUUCCCCUCUGGCUAUAAUACUGCAGCCUGGAAGAAGAACGUCACUCACACUUGGCACAGACCCACGAUUCCACACACUGAGAAGUCGGGCCAUGAAGGCACAGCGACUGCCGUGAAUUCCCCCAGUUCCACUCCCAUGCUAGGUGGCGGGGUGAACUCGAUCAUGGCUCCCGUCUUAUUUGGCUGCCUCUGUGUCUUCUUGGGAGGCAUAUUCGUCUUGCUCUGA
This is a messenger RNA of Penicillium malachiteum, 1380 nucleotides long. Its product is annotated as glycoside hydrolase family 16 protein. Gene Ontology annotation, cellular component: fungal-type cell wall. Lineage: Eukaryota; Fungi; Ascomycota; Eurotiomycetes; Eurotiales; Aspergillaceae. Gene Ontology annotation, molecular function: hydrolase activity, hydrolyzing O-glycosyl compounds; glycosyltransferase activity. Gene Ontology annotation, biological process: fungal-type cell wall organization; carbohydrate metabolic process. The coding region runs from base 1 to 1380 and encodes 459 amino acids. The transcript is spliced from 3 exons. The record is from RefSeq and is a predicted model, not a curated record.